Cryptomeria japonica (Japanese cedar) is the source of this 1107-nucleotide messenger RNA. Its product is annotated as purine permease 3-like. The transcript has a single exon. NCBI's taxonomy places the organism in Eukaryota, Viridiplantae, Streptophyta, Pinopsida, Cupressales, Cupressaceae. Gene Ontology annotation, cellular component: membrane. Bases 1 to 1107 code for a protein of 368 amino acids. Gene Ontology annotation, molecular function: purine nucleoside transmembrane transporter activity. The record is from RefSeq and is a predicted model, not a curated record.
AUGGAUCUCAAGGAAAGCCAGAGAAAGAAGAAGAGCAUGAUGGAGUGGACAAUAUUGUUGCUGAAUUGCUUGGCCUUAUGCAUCGGCACCACUGCAGGGCCAUUGUCACUCAGGUUUUACUUCGUUCAUGGAGGGUCUAGUAGAUGGCUCUGUUCCUGGCUAGAGACUGCAGGGUGGCCCAUUCUCAUUCUGCCCCUCUGCAUAAUAUACAAAAGACAGCCAGAUGUUAAACAUGUUACUAUCUAUCAAUGUCUUGGUGCUUGUACAAUUGGGCUUAUCACGGCGGUGGAUGAUUAUAUGGAUGCUUGGGGGGUAUCAUAUCUGCCUCUCUCUACAUACUCCUUGUUGAAUGCCACUCAGCUGGCCUUCAAUGCAAUCUUUGCAUUUCUCUUGGUACGUCAGAGAUUCAGCCCUUAUUCAAUCAAUGCUGUAAUUUUGCUCACCCUGGGCUCUGUCUUGCUGGCCUUCCAAACCAAGAGUGACAAACCUAAAGAGAUCACAACCACAAAGUACAUAUUGGGUUUUCUUUUGACAAUUGGUGCAGCUGGGCUCUAUGGAUUAGUCCUUCCCAUCAUUGAACUUGUGUACAAGACAAGCAAGUGCAGAGUAACGUAUACUCUAGUAAUGGAGAUGCAGCUCAUAAUGUCAUUUUCUGCAACAGUGUUGUGCACAAUUGCCAUGGUAGUGAACAAGGAUUUCGAGACCGUUGCAAGUGAGGCGAAGGCAUCUGAUAUUGGGGAAGCUAAGUUCUACAUUGCUUUAGUAUGGAAUGCAAUCUCAUGGCAGCUCUUCUUCAUUGGGGUGUUUGGUGUCAUCUUUCUAACGUCAUCUCUGUUAAGUGGUAUCCUCAAAACUGUGUUUAUUCCAGUGACACAAUUAUUAGCAGUUAUUAUAUAUCAUGAGAAUUUCAGCGGGGAGAAAGGCAUUGCUCUUGUACUGGCGUUAUGGGGUUUUGCCUCAUAUUUAUAUGGAGAGUAUUUGAAAUCUAAACAGCCAGCCAAUGACACGGAGAUUAUUGGCCAUGACUCUGAAUUCUCAGGAAUCAAGGAAGAAAAGUCUUUGGAGGUGGCUGUUCAAGAGAAAAACUCUAAUGCUGAAAUUCCAUAA